This is a messenger RNA of Cheilinus undulatus (humphead wrasse), 3026 nucleotides long. RefSeq names its product mesenteric estrogen-dependent adipogenesis protein-like. The transcript is spliced from 5 exons. The record is from RefSeq and is a predicted model, not a curated record. NCBI's taxonomy places the organism in Eukaryota, Metazoa, Chordata, Actinopteri, Labriformes, Labridae. The coding region runs from base 33 to 737 and encodes 234 amino acids.
AAACCGGCUGACUUGAGGUGGUGGACACACAGAUGCAGUCACAGCUGCAGAGUACAAACGAAGUGAUGGGGCGAGACGAAAGUCGUGAGACAGUGGCGAAAAACUCGCUUCUCCACGGCAGGUUUACUGUGACAGAGCUAGAAGAGUUCCUGAAAACCCCUCCGGCCGGUUUUUCCGUGGAGGCUUUCGGCUUGGACGGUGUCCGAGUCCUCAGUGAUCCGGAGCAGAGCCUGGUGCUCAUCGACGACUUCGACUCCUGCAGAGGGAGAAUAUGUUUUCACAAGUCGCUGGGGAGGGAAGUAAAAAUGCAGAAUCUAUGGGAGUACACCAGCAUGAGAAAAAGCCUGCUGUCCAAGAGGAUCUAUUUGCUCAUGUCUGUCUGCGAAGGCAGCUUAACAGAGACCAACGAAAAAGCAGCAAAUGAUGCCAGAGUGCUGCAGCAGUACGUGGUGUCCAUCAACGGCAGUGAUCCUUACAUCAAGUGGCAGAUGGAGCGAGGCCUGGACUGGACCAUAUCAUCCAUAGCUGGGGAAAGUUACAGGGUGGAUAUCGACUUGAUGGAAGUUGUAGAAAGCUGGGGAGCUAAAAACAUCCAAAUAAUAUCUGAUGAGGCAAUAAAAGUCAAGCCUGUGUGGAGAGACGCCUGCUUCACCCUCAAGUACUAUUCUGAUGCUCUCUUUGACUUCCCACACUGGUUCGGCUUUAGCAAAAGAAAAUUUAACUUGAGACUGACAUGAGCCAGCUGUGGAUGAAGAGGAGAGAGGAAAAGUAGAGUUUAUCUGCUUGGUUUUCGAUCUGAGCCUGGGUCUGCUUCCUCCUGGAAGUUGAGGAAAGCUUGUGAGAGCAGCUUGCCUGGUGACGACCUGCUUGGAUUUAAGGAACCGCUUCAUUCAGGAUUCCUUUUCUUCAGUGGAUGGAGAUCACUGAUGAGAAAUGAGUAGGGCUUCUGAAUGCCCAGGUCCUGGUUGUUCAAAAGGUUUAAUCCAGAUAUGAUAUAUUUGUAUUUGGUAGGCAACCUUUCCUAAUGUAAUCCAGCCCAUUACCAAAUUCAAUCACCAAUGCUUUAAAGGUGUAAUAUGCAACUUUGAGAGCAGAUGUGCAGUAGAUGCAACACUACUGUAAGAGUCUCUCAGAAAUAUCCUCAUCCCUCCCCCAUCAAGGAUGCAACAUCAUUUUGAAGGUUUGGCAUCAGCCUAAAAGUUGUACCUUCUGAUAAAAAAGGGUUACCUAUACCAAUUAUUAGUAAAUGAAACUGAUAUUUGGAACCGAUACAUGUCAGUGGUACUUAGACUUCUGUGCUGAUUGGCUUUUACACGUUUGAUGUCUAGCCAUUCAGCUAGUUUUGAGUGAAGGAAAUGAGUUGUGACUGCAGAGUGAAAACAGUCAGAGGGGAAGAAAUACCUCAAACUGAGAGCACUUUAAGCAGUCAGGGAAACAAAACCAUAACAGAUAAUCAGCCUUAUUCUGAAUAUUUGCCCCACUAAUCAGCCAAGCUGAUAAUUGGUUAAACUCAAGUGUAUUGCUUCAUAUACUGUUUAAUCUCACAGCACUGAUCAGGGUAACAUACAGGCCUAGACACACUUAAUCAAUACUUAAUGCAGGGCAAUCUAAUCUCAAAGAAAUGUGGCACAGAAGGCAGCAGUUUAUUGUUUUAAUUCAACUGUUUCAAUGUAAAUUCAUGGAGCUCCACGGUGAAUUACUGUGCUGAUCACAAGAACACAAAUGGAAUAAAAAGCCCCACUCAGUAUAAAUAUUGCAGAUCUGUAUUUAGAUGAAGAAAUUUCAAAUUAAGAUAAAAUCAACGAAUUUAUCAAUCAGUAAAACCACUGACAAACACCAAUGUAAAAAAACAUGCAAGUGAUUUUUUUUUCUGGUAUGAGGCAUUUUCAGACUGUUUCAUACCAUUUCCAUGAGAGAUAAUUGAAAAGUUUUUAAAAUUAAAUGCAUUAAAAAUGAAGCAUUUUCUGAUCUUUCAUACAGCAGGGAUCAAGUUAAAUUGGCUGAACAGCUCGUCAGGACUUUGAAAUGCUCCCAAAUUAAGGAUUUCUGGUUUGUAAACUAUCCUCUCCUGCCCAUGUGCCUUUUCCUCACAUCUCUCCCCUAACUCCUUACUAGGAGGGGCUAAGGUGAGUGAGGAUGCAAGGAAACACAACAACCAGUUGAGAAAGACCUUAUGAAUUAUAAUCUUUUAACAAACUCCACAAUUGCACCUGGAUGAUUACAUUGCUGACUUUGAUACAGGAGGUUGGUGGUUUGAAUCCUGGUUAGGGAGCUGGCAGAAUCCAGUUUGGGUGCAUGGGUGAACAUUAGUCCAUCUCUUAUGUAUGUCUCUUUGGAUAAAGGUGUCUGCUAAGUGACAUUGUAACAUUGUGCUUCUACAUACAUGGAUAUGCGAAGCUCUCAGUUUUCCUCCACAUGUUGGCAUGGCUGACUGUUGCAAAGGAAGUUCUCAUUAAAUACAUGAAUAAAACUUAUUUAAACCUCUAAGCAAAGCAUAAAUUAACUGCAGGAAACAAGCGUUCAGUGUGAACACAAAGCUGAGAACAAUAAACUUGGUGGAAGUUAACUUCACUCUUGAGAAUUUAUGUAGGGUAUAGAUUUCUUCUAUGUUGAUGUUGCAUAUUACACCUUUAAAGGUGACUUCAUCCGACAUACCUUGUCUACUUGGAGCGCCAAAAUUCCUACAAACUAACUUUUCAAGUUAUUCCAAACUGAGCUUAAAUUACAUUAUCCCUUUUUCCUUUUGAACUGCCAAAGUGUAAAGUAGAUCCAGUGUGGUAGUUUUAACCCUGGUAGGUGACUGAAACAACUGGGUCAUUAAGAUCUUGAGGCAUUUAUAGAUAUUGCAUAUACUUUAAAAGCUGUUGUAUGAACAUAUACCCCAUUUCAUUUUGUACUGGUGUUGAAAUGAUCAUUUUUGUUCCACAAAGUUUGACAUUCUUGUAUAAUAAUGCCCUAGAAUCAGGUGAGAAGUGAUUUUUAUUUUGUACCAAACUCAAUUGCAAUAAAAGCUGUUUUACAAACAG